AUGUCUACCACACAGAGAAAAGGCAGCAGCCACCUGUUCGGUGUGCGCACGUGUAAGCUGAAGCUGCAAGAGGACCGGCCACAGCAAGAAAAAUCUGUCAUUGCUCAACCAGUAUUUGUUUUUGAAAAGGGAGAGCAAACUUUUAAGAGACCUGCAGAAGAUACCCUGUAUGAAGCAGCAGAACUUGAAUGUAAUGGUUUUUCAAGAAAGCGUGUAUGGUCUUCAUCUUUUACUUGGCAUACUACAGAUUCUCAGUCCCGGGGAGUGUCAACCUUGUCUCAGAAGCGAAUGAGAUCUUCAUCCUUCACUGACCUCCCAACCUUCCCCCCUUCUGGGCCAGUGAGGAAAAACAAUGUUUUUAUGACAUCAAUUCUUGUGCAAAGUAAUGUUGACGAAAACAGUGCAGAACAAGGUCCUGUGAAGCAUUCUGAACAUGUUCUCAGACCUGCUAUUUUGCAGCCACCUCAAGUUCAAAGCUGUGAAAAAGUAAGAAAAACAGUUGGACACAGUGCAUUGGAAUCCUGUAAGACUAAAGAAAAAGCAAAUAAGGUUUCUGAGGAGAAUUCCUAUUUGCUAAGUGAAAAUUUACCAAAUGCCAGAAUUUCAAUCCAGCUGUCUACCAAUCAGCAUUUUUCAGGUGCAACAUCAGUAGGAUGUCAACCAAACGAAGAUAAGUGCUCUUUUAAAAGCUGCAGUUUCAAUUUCGUUUUUGGAGAAAACAUGGUAGAAAGAGUUUUGGACACUCAAAAACUCACCCAGCCUCAAUCUGAAAAUGACUCAUAUGCCAAGGAAAAACCAUUCAAAUCCACUCUGGAAUUUCCUAUCAACUCCUUAAAUUCAAGAACAAACUCUAUUAAAAAUACAUCUCUAAUUGAAUCAGCUGCUGCUUUCUCUUCCCAACUCCCACAAAAAUGUUUGCUGGAGAAAAUUGAUGUUGUAACAGGGGAGGAAGAAGAACACAAUGUGUUAAAGAUCAACUGCAAGCUUUUUAUAUUCAACAAAACAACACAAUCCUGGAUUGAAAAAGGCAGAGGAACUUUGAGACUGAAUGACACAGCAAGCAGUGACUGUGGAACAUUACAGUCAAGACUAAUUAUGCGCAAUCAAGGCAGUCUGAGGCUGAUCCUCAACAGCAAACUGUGGGCUCAAAUGAAGAUUCAAAGGGCAAACCACAAAAAUUUACAAAUAACAGCUACUGAUUUAGAAGACUAUAGCAUCAAAAUAUUUUUGAUUCAGGCCAGCGCCAAAGAUACAGGAUAUCUGUAUGCAGCAAUACAUCACCGUCUUGUUGCACUUCAAAGCUUCAAUAAGCAAAAAGAUGUCAAUCAAGCUGAAAGGCAGUCAGAAACAGUCCAACAAUUAAACUGUGAUAGCUGUGAUGAGGAUGAGGAUGAUUUCACCCAAGUCACUAAAAAUAGAUCAGAUCCUUCUAGGUGGACCUACAGACAGUCGGUUGCGUGUUCAUGAGCACCACCUACUAUAAACAUGACAACAUCUACAAAAGGAUUGGUCACCCUACUGGACAUACUCAAACAUCCUAACUAAUUGAGAAGAUCUAUUCAUUCCUUGAAAAGUUUUUAUAGAAAGCUUAAGAAAUGUAACUUGUUGCAAUUAAAAUUUUUCUCUUAUGUUUUAUAUUUUACAUUUUGAUUGGAGUGGAGAAA
Molecule: messenger RNA, 1664 nt
Organism: Lemur catta (Ring-tailed lemur)
Lineage: Eukaryota; Metazoa; Chordata; Mammalia; Primates; Lemuridae
Gene: RANBP3L
Product: RAN binding protein 3 like
Exons: 15
Coding region: 1-1467 (488 amino acids)
Biological process (GO): protein export from nucleus
Cellular component (GO): cytoplasm; nuclear pore
Molecular function (GO): GTPase activator activity
Source: RefSeq, a predicted model, not a curated record